Eriocheir sinensis (Chinese mitten crab) is the source of this 1074-nucleotide messenger RNA. RefSeq names its product 39S ribosomal protein L53, mitochondrial-like (gene mRpL53). The record is from RefSeq and is a predicted model, not a curated record. Gene Ontology annotation, cellular component: mitochondrial large ribosomal subunit. The transcript is spliced from 3 exons. NCBI's taxonomy places the organism in Eukaryota, Metazoa, Arthropoda, Malacostraca, Decapoda, Varunidae. Bases 21 to 437 code for a protein of 138 amino acids.
AGUCUCCUCCCCCCUCCAGCAUGGCGCUCCCCUGGCACUACCACGGCUCCCUCACCCGCAGCGCAGGCCUUUACUCCGCCCUAGGGAAGCAGGCAAAGCUCCUCUCCCUCAAGCCCGUAGCCAAGAUAGAGUUCACCUUUGACCCCUUCACUGAGAACGCCGUGGUGGUCAGAAAUCUUUCAAAUUACUUCUACCAGGAGAAGGUCCGUGACACCAACCUCAAAUGUAUUCUGAAGACUAACAUCGUCAACACCCGAGCGGAGCCAACCGUACUCGUUAAACUGGUUGACAACAAGAAAAUCCUGUUCAAGGCCAACAACCUGCAAACUCUUGAGAUUCUUCAGAAAUACAAUGAGUUGGUGAGCAGCAAGGCCAAGGCAGAGGAAAGUACCGAGGUUGCCAAGCCCAAGCAAACCAAGUCACAGAAGAGGAGAUAGAAGGAAAUCACUCACCGUGUAAAUACUUAAAUAUAAUACGUUAGUCUUUUUUACUGGGGAUUUAUAUAUAUAACGAAGAAUCAUUUAGAGCCUAGAAACAGUGUGAUUGGAGGCAUCAUCUGCUCACAUACUGGCAUUCCACCUUUACCAGCUUUGUUCUGACGUUCCACCUUGGUCUUGGUUUUGGUUGGGAGUCUGCUUCAUUAUUGCUGAUUAUUGUGGCAUUUGAUUUGGCACUCUCCCAUUAGUACCAACCUUCCUCCUGACCUUCUUUUGCCCUUUGAUAUUCACCACACCCUACACUAAACUUUAUUGUGUGCUUGUGUGUCCUACCACCACCACCACCACCACUUUUAUUCUUUGUCACUUGACGUCACACCACCACCACUACCACCACCAUGUCGACUCAAGCGCAACGCAAGUAUGAGGCCACCAUGAGCAUCGUCAACAAGGUGUAUGACAGUGUACCGGCCUUCACCGACGUCUUCGAUGAGGACACCUGGUACGUCUUUGCUGGCUGCUUCACCUUAGCCACCAUCAUAGUGUCCUUCAUCGCCUCUCGGUACAUAACCUUGAAACCGUUAGAGUAGCAUUGACACCACCAGCAGCAGGAUUGGAAAAGGAAAUCUGACGAGGA